UCAAAUAAGAUUUAAACUUUUCCAAACAUGAAAAUCCUAACUAUUUUUCUAUUUGGUGACCUGGUUAGGUUGUUUACCUUGUGAUAAAACAUAUCACAAAGUAAAUUACAUUUCAAAGGCUGCUUCGAUAUAGAGUAAGGCCAAAAUAGAAGCUUCAUCUAUCAACACAGUUUCCACUUAUUCACAAGAAGAACUUAUAUUAUUAUUAUUAUUUGCUAGAAUUAUUAAACAUAUCUGAAAGCAAUAAGAAAACUUCUCUAAGAUUACAUAAAAAAAGCUUUAAAACAGGUGUUAUAGAAUUUCUCAAUAUUUAAGUCUCUGAAGUAAAUGGUCCCCCAUUAAAAUCUUUUUAUAAUACAAUAAACUUUUUGAUAAUGUCCAUUAAGAAGUUAACAUUUUUGACAUAUAUCUUUUCUGGCUUUGUUUUGAAAAUAAGUACUUGGGUUUUGGUUUGUUCAGCUGUAAACAGACUGAAAGCAUCUGUCACUUUCUCAAAGCUAUAUCAUGUGCUUACAUAAGUGUUAGCAUGUAUUUAUAAGGCGUAUGAGGUGCAGGGUAGAUGCAUAACCGGACCGAGUGAACAGAGACUCUUCAGUGCUCUCAACUUCUGUCCUCAUGGAUUGGCAUUUGCAUCUGCUUCUUUCUUUGCUUGUGGUGUUUGCUGUUGAAGCCACCACCACAAAGCACAUGAAGGACUUCAUCAGAGCUGUGGAGAGCAUUGAAGCUGUGAAUCCAGGUCUUCAGAUGCUCGAUGUGGUGAAAGGUCUACGUAAGGCUGCUGGCUUUGAAACCGAGCUCAUCAAGCAAUACCUCGGUGACCUCAGUGAUGCACAUGACCUUGUGGCAGAUCCAUCAGUCACUUCAUAUGUAAGCGAGGUCAUUAAUCACAGCCUGUCAGAGUCUGGUAAGGAGAAAGGUGUGGUUCUCACGUUAGAUGGUUCAAAUGUGGCGCUGACCCCAAUGCUCCUCGGACUUGAGGCUGGGCUGCAGUCCACCGUCCAAGGCCUUUACCCGUUAACCUUGACCCACAACCUGGUCGCCUCAUUUCUACAUCACGUCCACAAUGAGCAAACCACUGUUCCUUUUGGCACUAAAGGGUUCUGGGAUAGCAUUUCAUCCCCAAAGGUCUACGCGCUCUCUGAUUUGCCCUCCUUGGCCACAGACGCUCUAAUAAUCGGAGGUAUAGACGGGUUCAUUCUCGGGUCAGAAGUUUCCACGUCUAACCAUCGUGAGCGAUCACUGAGUGACCUGCUGAAGAGUUACUACAGCCACCAGCCUGACGCAUCGCCCCGUCUGAUCAGUCAGAAACGAAGGAUGAACUUCAAAAAGCUCGUCAGCUUCUCUUUGCUGAAAAGCCAGAUGGUCCAGGCUCUAACAGUUCGCCACAACUUAAACGAGUCUGAGAGGAAGAGCCUGGAUGACGUUAUGAAUGAAGGGUUUGACCAGUUUGUCCAUGUGUAUGCUGUCUGUCCAAACAUCAUUACAAGGUCUCAAUGGGGAGCUGCAGCUUUCAUUGGUUCACCCUCCUAUCUGUCUCUCCCUGUGCCGUACCUUUUCAUCCACCACACAUAUCAACCCUCCACGCCUUGCACCACCUUUGAUCAAUGUGCCAGUGACAUGCGCUCCAUGCAGCACUACCACCAGCAAACCAAUGGAUGGUCUGACAUUGGAUACAGUUUUGUUGCAGGUUCUGAUGGAAACCUGUAUGAAGGCCGUGGCUGGAAUUGGGUCGGUGCCCACACUUAUGGGUACAACUCUAAAGGAUAUGGUGUCAGCUUUAUUGGAGAUUAUACCUCCACCCUCCCCAUCAAGAGUGCGAUGGACAUGGUGAGGUACGACUUCACAAGCUGUGCUGUGAACGGUGGUCGACUGUCUUCAUCUUACUCCUUAUACGGACACAGGCAAGCUACUUCCACUGACUGCCCAGGAAACUCCUUCUACCAUGAAAUCCAGACAUGGGAGCAUUACCAGAGUUAUUUGCCUUGAGGACUGUGGCAUCAACAAUGAACGCAAUCAGCUAAUUGUGUCUCUGGAAAUCAGUACAUGUAUUACAUGUAUCUGUCAUAAUAAAUGCAUAAUAAAUUAC
Sinocyclocheilus anshuiensis is the source of this 2086-nucleotide messenger RNA. Its product is annotated as N-acetylmuramoyl-L-alanine amidase-like. The coding region runs from base 616 to 1986 and encodes 456 amino acids. The transcript has 5 exons. Gene Ontology annotation, molecular function: N-acetylmuramoyl-L-alanine amidase activity; zinc ion binding. NCBI's taxonomy places the organism in Eukaryota, Metazoa, Chordata, Actinopteri, Cypriniformes, Cyprinidae. The record is from RefSeq and is a predicted model, not a curated record. Gene Ontology annotation, biological process: peptidoglycan catabolic process.